Messenger RNA from Corylus avellana, 1608 nucleotides. RefSeq names its product cytokinin hydroxylase-like. NCBI's taxonomy places the organism in Eukaryota, Viridiplantae, Streptophyta, Magnoliopsida, Fagales, Betulaceae. Gene Ontology annotation, molecular function: monooxygenase activity; heme binding; iron ion binding. The record is from RefSeq and is a predicted model, not a curated record.
GAUCUAGAGAUCUAGAGAGAGAGAGUAUGGAUCAGUUUCUUGAGCUUUAUUCUGAAGCUUUUAACAUAGCCAUGGUGGUCCUGCUUCUCUUCCUGUCAUGGAAAAUAUUGUAUUCUUGUUGGAUUUCACCAACUCAGCGAUAUCAGAAGCUUCGGAGAAAUGGGUUUAAAGGCCCAACUCCAAGUUUUCCGCUGGGUAAUAGUAGAGAGAUGACUAAGAAGAAAGAAGAAUAUUCUUCUUUGGGAUCUUCAAAGUCCCCCCAUGAUAUUCACUCAAUGGUUUUCCCCUACUUUGCACAAUGGCAAGAGUCACAAGGAAAAGUAUUCAUCUACUGGCUAGGCACGGAGCCAUUUUUAUAUGUAGCGGAUCCUGAGUUCCUUAAGAAAAUGUCUGGGGAGGUUAUGGCAAGGAGCUGGGGGAAACCCACUGUAUUCAAAAAUGACAGAGACGCCAUGUUUGGCAAUGGUCUGGUUAUGACUGAAGGCGAUGACUGGGUUCGCCACCGCCACGCCAUCACUCCGGCAUUCCACCCCUCCAACUUGAAGGUUAUGGCAUCCAUAAUGGUGGACUCGACCGCUAGAAUGCUUGAUAAGUGGUCUACCCUCAUCAACUCCGGCAGACCGGAGAUUGACAUUGAGAGGGAAAUCACGACAACGGCUGGAGAGAUCAUUGCUAAGACAAGCUGCGGCGUAAGUAACGAAAGUGGCCGGAAUGUUUUCCACAAAUUAAGAGAGCUGCAAAUUACUCUGUUCCAGACCAACCGCUUCGUGGGGGUCCCUUUUAGCAAAUUAUUAUUCCCUAAGAAAGCCCUAGAGGCCAAAAGGCUUGGAAAAGAAAUCGACCGGCUGUUUUUGUCAAUCAUAACCGACAGACAAAAAACGAUUAAAGAACAACCUGCUUCUAACGACUUGCUAGGGUUAUUGCUUCAAGGGAGCCGUGUCGACGGCCGGCCGGUGAAGACAUUAACGCCACGGGAGCUCGUCGAUGAGUGCAAGACUUUCUUCUUUGGAGGCCAUGAGACGACAGCAUUGGCAAUCACGUGGACCUUGCUGCUUCUGGCUGUCCAUCAAGAUUGGCAACAUCAGUUGAGAGAUGAGAUUAGAGAAGUUGUUAAAGAUAAGGAGAUUGAUGUCAGCAAGCUUGCCGGACUAAAGAAGAUGGGAUGGGUAAUGAAUGAGGUUCUUCGACUGUAUCCAUCAGCACCAAACGUACAAAGGCAAGCAAGAGGAGACAUCCAAGUAGAUGACCUAACAAUUCCUAACGGUACCAACAUGUGGAUCGACGUGAUCGCCAUGCAUCACGACCCGGCACUGUGGGGAGACGAUGUGAAUGAAUUCCGGCCAGAGAGGUUCAAGGAAGACGGAAUCUAUGGCGGGUGCAAGCACAAGAUGGGGUAUGUGCCCUUUGGGUUUGGAGGGAGAAUGUGUAUCGGCAGGAACUUGACGUUCAUGGAGUACAAGAUUGUGUUAACCCUAAUUCUCUCGAAGUUUUCCUUCACCCUCUCCCCAACUUAUAUUCAUUCUCCUUCUAUUUUGCUCUCUCUAAGGCCUCAGUAUGGGCUGCCUCUCAUAGUUCAACCUCUUCAGACCAACUAGUAAUUCUAUUGUA